Messenger RNA from Zingiber officinale, 3114 nucleotides. Its product is annotated as transcription factor GTE4-like. The transcript has 5 exons. The record is from RefSeq and is a predicted model, not a curated record. The coding region runs from base 199 to 2349 and encodes 716 amino acids. Gene Ontology annotation, molecular function: protein binding. Lineage: Eukaryota; Viridiplantae; Streptophyta; Magnoliopsida; Zingiberales; Zingiberaceae.
GCACCUCAUCCUCGUCCCCUUCGACCAUGUUAUUACUACCGCGAGCGAGGGAGCGGGCGCGUGAGAUCGCGAUUCUAGGGUUAGGGUUUUCUCCACCUCCGUUGUUCCUCACUCACUCCUUUCGAUCGGGGUUUUCCCUCCCGAACGUCUGCAAGGUUCGAUCGGGCCUCCGGCAUCCCUUCCUUCUCCAUUUGAUGCAUGGAUUCCGGCCCCCUUGCUGCCGCUGCUCCGGACGAUGGAGUCGGCGAGAGUCGCCGGUGGGCGGAUUGCAAGGUCUAUACCCGCAGGAACCGUGCCAAGAAGAACCCUCCGACCGAGGCCGAGGACCCGCAGCCGUCGUCCCGCGAAACCCUAGCAGAGAACCCUCAGCCCUCAUUAGUUAAAACCUUGGAUGAAAACCCCCAGCCGUCAUCCCGUGAAACCUUAGCGACGACGAAGACGACAAAGGCCAAGGACGACCUUCAAUACUCGCUCCGGCAGCCUCCGGCGGAGCCUCCAUCUGUACAUCAGCUUCAGGUCAGUCUCCGCUCCUCGUCGGAUAACGAGCCUUGCAGUCUUAUCCUUCCAUGCCCGGAGGGAAAGACCGUACUUGACUGCAAGGCCAAUGCCUUCCACGAAAAUGGCUCUUUGGAGAACCGGAAAGACGAGCCGUCACAGCAGGAGGUACGGAAGAUCCGGAAGAAGCUCCUUGCUGAUCUGGGUCAGGUGAGGGAUCUUUUCGGGAGGCUCGAGGCCCGUCACUCUGAGCUUUUUGCUGAGCGCGUGGAUGGUGAUGGUGGAGCUCCUUCUCAAUUCUCAGCUAACCAUGGAAACAUUACUAUGUCAAGGAAGAGAGCGCCAACCCUUGUUGAGGCUGUUCUGGUGGACCCUCCUCCAUCGCACUCCCAGUUCAACAUCCCUGUGCUUCCUAGUGUCAGUGCAAGGAACAGCAUAGCUGACUCAAUGCUGGUGGAUGAGAUAUUUUCUACCCCUGUUGCAGCUGGUGGCGGUGCUCGUUCCCAACUCUCAGUGAACCAUGCAACGACACCUGUGACGAUGAGGAGAGCACCUGCAAUCUUUGAUGCUGUUCCAACCAGCCCUGUUCUUCUCCCUUUUCGUCCUCGGCUUAGCAUUGUUGUGCCACGUGGUGCUGGUUCAAGGAACAAUGUCAGUGAAUUGUCCUUUCAGAAGGAGAAGAGGACACCUAAGGCCAACCAAUACUUUCAUAGUUCAGAUUUCAUCUUGGGUAAGGAUAAGAUUCCUCCACCAACAUCUCUGAAGAAGUCCAAGGCCAGCAAAAGUAAGAAGAAUUUGGCAGAAUCAGAUUACAAGACAUCACCCGAGAAGAAAAUAUAUUCUAGUGCCUUCAAGAGUUGUCGGGCAUUGUUGGAGAAGCUCAUGAAGCACAGGUUUGGAUGGGUGUUCAACAAACCAGUAGAUGUUGAAGCUCUUGGUCUCUAUGAUUACUUCUCAAUCAUUAAACACCCAAUGGACUUUGGCACUAUAAAAUCUCGCCUUGCUGAUAACUUCUAUGAAACCCCUGAGGAAUUUGCAGCAGAUGUUAGACUUACUCUCCGGAAUGCAAUGACAUAUAAUUCCGUGGGGCAGGAUGUUCAUGUCAUGGCACAGCAACUGUCCAACAUCUUUGAGGAAAGAUGGUUUGUGAUUGAGACCGAGUUUACAGAUCAAUUGCAUCAGUUAUAUUCAGUCAAUAGAAAAAGGGCUUCUCUUGUUAGGGGAACUCUUGAAAGGUCAGACUCCACAGUUCAUCCAGUUGUUGUUGAUCUGAGAAAAGAAGAUAAUCAGUAUCACAAUUUUGGCCGGCCUGUGCCUCUGAAGAAGCCAAAGGCUAAAGACUUGUACAAGAGGGAGAUGACAUUGAAGGAGAAGCAAACUUUAAGUCGUCACUUGGAGAGCCUGCCGGCAGAGAAGUUGGAUUUGGUUGUGGAAAUUAUUAAGAAGAGGAACUUUGCUUUGAGUCAACAUGACGAUGAGAUUGAAGUGGAUAUUGAUAGUGUGGACACAGAUACACUCUGGGAACUUGAUAGAUUUGUUUCAAAUUAUAAGAAGACAUUAAGUAAGCACAAAAGGAAGGCAGAGCUGGCAAUGCUAGCUAGGGCUGAGGCAAAGCACCUUAACCAAGAAAUGUUAAGUGGAGGGGGUCCAGAUCCAGUUGUUACUUCUUCAGUACAGCAAACUGAAAAAGACCAGAAGAAUGCUCCUGCUCACCUAGCUAUUGCAGGAGUGAACAAUGGUGAUGAUGCAAAUGGAUCAAUUAGUUCCAGUGAAUCUAGCAGUGAUUCAGGCUCCUCUGACAGUGACUCUGACAGUGAAAGCUCCUCGUCAUAUGAAUCAGAUGUGCCACAUUGAUCUUGAACAUGAAAUAAAAUAGCUUCUAGGGAAGGUUGCAGAUAUCAAGGCUUUGUGAUUGUGUGGAUGAAUUGCUUCCCAAGUUUUUCAUAUGGAUUUGCCUAAAAAAAAGGUGAUCUCCUCUGUAAGUUGUAUGUUUGUACCCUUGUGAAACUGGUCUUAUAUCUGUCUCUUGUAGUUGGACAGGGAUGCUAACCUACACAGAUUGGCUUUUUUUUGAGAUGGGACAUUUUAAAGCAGUUUCAUCUGCAUAUAUUUGUACAGAAAGACUUGUGAUUUGUAGUUUUAGAAUGACAGGUUCAUUUAUCUUCUUCAUUGCACAGUCUGUGUACCCGAGCAGUUUCUUCUGCAUAUAUUUGUGCAGCGAUUUGUAGUUUUAUUGACAGGUUCAUUUAUCUUCAUUCUUUUCCAGUUUAUGUAAGAGUUUUCUAACUUAACCAUGUGUAGGCUUCCUGACCCACUUGCAUGUCGUCCAGAGAAUCCUCGAACGGUUGGAGGUAUUGUUUGCAUGUUUUUCUGAGCUUGAGAGGUGAAAUGUUGGGCUUCUGGCGUCAGCCCUCUGCAUGUUUGAGGUUCUAUUUAAAUGAUGGGAAGUUGCAUGUCAAACAAAUUGCCAAGGAAUAAUUUUAGUUCAUUACCCUGGCAAGUAGGCGCCAGCUUGUCUUGAUGUAGGCACCUUGAGUUGUGUAUGUACACUUGUUUCAAGACUUGUCUCCUCAAUGAAAUGAGCAUGCUCGUGGGCUGAUCACUGUCGGAAGAUGCAUA